Molecule: messenger RNA, 550 nt
Organism: Nicotiana tabacum (common tobacco)
Lineage: Eukaryota; Viridiplantae; Streptophyta; Magnoliopsida; Solanales; Solanaceae
Product: defensin-like protein P322
Biological process (GO): defense response
Source: RefSeq, a predicted model, not a curated record
AUACCAACCCCAAGUAGCUCAGCAAAAGAUAGGAGCUAAGGUGCCUCUAUUUGUCAAAAAAUAGAUCUGUCCGUGAAAAUGGCAAAAUCCAUGCGCUUCUUUGCCACAGUGUUACUUCUAGCAAUACUUUUCAUGGCUACUGAGAUGGGACCAAUGACAAUUGCAGAGGCAAGACAUUGCGAGUCUCAGAGCCAGCGUUUUAGGGGACUAUGUGUUAGGGAGAAGAACUGUGCCGCCGUCUGUGAAACGGAAGGAUUUUCCGGUGGCGACUGCCGUGGACUCCGCCGCCGUUGUUUCUGUACUAGGCCAUGCUAAGAAUAUUACUAUAUGUUAUAUAUAUUUUAUAUAUAUAUAAACUUUAAUUUGAGAAAGCUCUUGAAUAAGCACUAUGAUUGUUCAAAGAUUAACGUGAUAGUUUUGUUACUAAUUAAACUAGUCGUGAUCUUUGAUCGUAUGCAAUUAUGGUGGUAGGUGUAUUUCGGUUUGUGAUUUCUGUGAUUUAUUUUUGGUUUUCUGCUACGUUAUCGAUAAAAUAUCUUCUUUCCUAUUA